GUAGGAUCGUUAUCAGUUACAGUGCCUAUAAUUUAAGAUUACCUAGUUAGCGUUCCAAACAGAACGCACCUAGCUUCCCGCUAGCAAGCAUGACUAGAAACGUUAGUGUGAUAUUGAUUUUAGCUUAUUUAAUAGGAGCUCUUCGAGCAAGUCCUACCGAUGUCGCGAACAACGAUGGUGAGUUCAUAGCAUCCAACGUGCAACAGAUGAUGGUUCAAUACCGUCAAUUUUGUGUAAAUCAAAGCGGAUCGGAUGAAGGCUUUAGCCAGAUUAUAUCCUCCCUGCAACCAGCCAAAAAGUGUGUGAUGCAGUACGUGUAUCUACCACAAUUCAAAAUAGACGUACAAACCUCAAACAAUCGCAAGGAACUAUUCGACAACUACUGCCCCAAAUUUAACGAGUCGCUAGUCUGCUUCGACGGCAUGAUUCAAGGAGUUGCCAAAUGUAUCGGUCAAGACAUGGAUGACGUUAGGAUAAUGCUUGCAAAGAUGGUGAGCAACGUGCUGGAAGUAAUGUGCAAAAACGAUGGCGAAAUCUUUCUCGAGGUUAGGAAAGCUGAGUUCCAGAAUUGCAUGAACAUUCUACAGGAAAACGGUCAGCAAUGUAUGUCUACAAAAAUCAAAAAAACCAAUCCUAUUACCCAAUACGGCUGGGAUAAAUGUCGUGAACUACGGAAAUAUCGUAAAUGUGUCGAUGAAAAAGUUGAUGUUUCUUGUAAGACCACAGCAUUCAGAGAAUUGAUCGACGCUCUUUUCAGGCCAAUUGUUAAGGACAAUAACUGCCAUAAGGUAACAACGAAUUUAGGGUGAAAAAUAUAUGAUUCUGCAAUCCGCAUUUUGCUUUUUUGUAAAGGAUGUGAUCAUAUAUACAUGAGCAAAACAAUAAAUUUGAAUUUUAAAUGCGGAUAA
Topomyia yanbarensis is the source of this 908-nucleotide messenger RNA. RefSeq lists its product as uncharacterized. The coding region runs from base 90 to 809 and encodes 239 amino acids. Lineage: Eukaryota; Metazoa; Arthropoda; Insecta; Diptera; Culicidae. The transcript has 5 exons. The record is from RefSeq and is a predicted model, not a curated record.